Hemicordylus capensis (graceful crag lizard) is the source of this 5171-nucleotide messenger RNA. It is a transcript of the gene MARCHF1, whose product is annotated as membrane associated ring-CH-type finger 1. Gene Ontology annotation, cellular component: late endosome membrane; early endosome membrane; cytoplasm. The transcript has 8 exons. The record is from RefSeq and is a predicted model, not a curated record. Gene Ontology annotation, molecular function: zinc ion binding; ubiquitin protein ligase activity; MHC protein binding. NCBI's taxonomy places the organism in Eukaryota, Metazoa, Chordata, Lepidosauria, Squamata, Cordylidae. Gene Ontology annotation, biological process: protein polyubiquitination; immune response; antigen processing and presentation of peptide antigen via MHC class II. Bases 466 to 2091 code for a protein of 541 amino acids.
CUCCUUGCUGAGAACUGCAAACUCCCUGGAUUAUUAUUAUUGUUAUGUCUCUCGGGCGCUCUUCUGCAGCGCGGUCUGUUUAGGUUAACGGGGCUGUGUGGUUUACAUUUUUAUUUGGAAGGAAUUGCUCGGCUUUUCCAGCUGUCUCAGCUGCUUGCACCAGACGCGCGCGCGCACACACACUUCUUUUUUUAAAUUUUUUUUUUGUUUCUUCUUUUAUUUUAAUCUGGCAACGCAAGGAUAUGAACAAUUAUACAGGUGGGCUACUCAGAGGGAGUGAAGCUCGAAGGCGUCCAAUCAGGCGUUGGCAACCUGCAGCCCUGUCAAAAUGCCUCUCCAACAGAUCUCUGUAGUCCCAGCGCGGGAGACUGCCAGCAAUGGGAGAAGUUCAAUGGGCAGAAACAAAGAGAAGAACAAGGAAGUCGAGAAUUUCAGAAAUUGAAAAGGGAUAAGUGGAAGGAGAAAAUGUUGGGCUGGUGCCAAGCGAUAGCCCGUAAUCCUCACAGACUCCCAAACACUACAAGAACCCCUGAGGUCUCAGUUGAUGCUUCACAUAUUUCUGCCUUGAAUGAAAAAUCUCCAGGCCGUUCAACAAGUCGAUCAAGUAACAUUUCAAAGGCAAGCAGUCCUACCACAGGGACAGCUCCCAGGAGCCAGUCACGGUUAUCUGUCUGCCCUUCUACUCAGGACAUCUGUAGAUCUCCCACCUUGCAUGACAUAUCCGAAGAUAAUUUUGAAAAAUCAACCCCUGUCAUGGUGCUGACUUCGGCUAGUAAAGAGCCUAGUAAGAAACAAGUGAAGCGAAGGGUUAGGCGGAGGAAGGAGACUGUGGAAAACCUUGAGCCCACAGAAAGGCAAAGGAAAGAGAAUGAUGGCAAAUUGCACUCCAAGAUUAUAAAUCCUAGAUGGAAUGCCUUGCACAAGAUGUCAACCGAUUCAUCCUCUUCAGAUGAGAUUCACUGGGCAAUGAUUAGAAAAAGAGAGAGAGCUAAAAUGCCCAAGAGAAUGAAAAGACGGAGUACUUCAAACACUCAACCAGAUGGGUCUUCCAGUAAGAAUGCCAUUGAACUUGUCACAAUGGACACAGAUAAGGGAAAGAAGCAAGAAGUGGCUGAGCCUGAAGGCCAUGCUCUAAAUCACCGGAGGAGAAAGAUUUCAAAGUGUCGAGCAACCUGUCCCUCGCUGUCUCCAGUAUCCUCUGUGGAAGCAAAAAGCUCCUUGAGACAAUGUGGGAAACAAAAGGGCAAGUGCAGCUGUGAGGACCCAGGCACUGCUGCUUACAUUAGACGAGGCAAAGCAAGCAAGGAGCAAAGUGGUUCAGAAACAGGCUCAGGCAGUAAGAGUUUGUCAGUUUCAGAAAAUGGAACACCUGCUGGGACAGGGCCUGCUGCGACGGUGGCUGUUCAGAAACCUCCUGUGUUGUAUGAUGAUUGGUCUGAUGAUUUCGAAGUGUGCAGGAUCUGUCACUGUGAGGGAGAUGACGAAAGCCCCCUCAUCACACCGUGUCGCUGCACAGGGACCCUACGUUUUGUUCAUCAGGCCUGUCUGCAUCAAUGGAUUAAGAGCUCGGACACACGCUGUUGUGAACUCUGCAAGUAUGACUUUAUAAUGGAAACCAAGCUUAAACCUCUUCGAAAGUGGGAAAAACUACAGAUGACGACAAGCGAGAGGAGAAAGAUAGUUUGCUCAGUCACAUUCCACAUUAUUGCUAUUACCUGCGUAGUUUGGUCACUGUAUGUACUAAUAGAUCGGACUGCUGAGGAAAUUAAACAAGGCAAUGACAAUGGUGUCCUGGAAUGGCCAUUUUGGACAAAGUUGGUUGUGGUGGCCAUUGGGUUUACUGGAGGCCUCGUCUUUAUGUACGUACAAUGCAAAGUCUACAUUCAGUUGUGGCGAAGGCUGAAGGCUUACAAUCGAGUGAUUUUUGUUCAAAACUGUCCAGAUACUGCCAAAAAACUAGAGGAGAAAAAUACUUCCUCCAUUCAGAACACUGAAAUCAAAGAUGCUGUAGUGGUGCCAGUAUCACAGACAGGUACAAACUCUCAGCAAUCAGGAGAAGAAGAAACAGUUUCUGAUGUCAUGCCGGUUUGAUAGAAGUGGCUUCCCCCCCUCCUUCGUUGAAGAACAAAAUAAUGUGCUUUCUACUCUUCAGCCACAGUAAAGGGCAAAACUGCGAAGUAUUUUUGAAGAAGAGCCAACAAGACAGUAAUCAAGAUAAGUUACAUGUUACCUCUGGAAUGUAAUUUUCAAGCAAUUUUUCACCUUUCUGGCUAGGCAUAGAAAAGGUGGCCAUGAAGAAAGUACAGCAGAGACCACUUCUAAUAGGCAAAGCAACAUGGCAGCACCAUUGUCAAUGGCUGAAAAGAACUGCACAUGCAGAUGUACUACAGGAGUUCUGUUUACAAGAGGGGAAGAAACCCUUCUGUAUUUGCUACUAUGGUCUUUUUGCUAAUUACCAUCAUCUUGAAAACACACUUCAGAACAAUUUUUUAAUGUUCAUAUUAACCCUUAAAAAUCAUGUAAGAGACAUGUAUCAUAGCACAAAUUGUCUAAGCCCCAUAAUAUAGUACUUUAAUACAGAAGUGGCUUGCCCAUAGCAUCUAUGGUUUGGAAACGACAUUUAAAAUUCUUUUUUCCAGGAAGUCAUCAUUUUAAACAUAUGUUUAAAAUGGAAGUAUUUGUAAAUUAGGUAGUUGAAACAAUAUUCCUUGGUCCCCAGUAAGCACAGAUGACUAAUACCUUCAAGACUUCCUUUAAAAAUAUUUUAUUCAUCUGGAACAGCAAUCUGGUUACUGCUUAUUCUUAAACGUAUGAUAAAGUUAAGAACUGAACUGGGGGGGAAAUAUUCCUGCCACUUUAAAAUUCUUCUUCUUAAACAGUAAUACAUUCUAUAAUCUGAAGUAUUAUAGACAGGAGUACUUUAGUUCACUGCAAAAGACCUUGAAAUGUUUUCAGUACUUAUUUAUUAGUGUGUGAAAUAUGCAAAGGAUGGGAUAUUAAAGUCUAUUCUUUUGUUUUAAGAGAUCAGGAUAGAACAGACUCAAAACCAUUAGGAUUGUCUUGAAAGACUCUAUGUAGGCAGUAUUACCAGAAUGCCAAUAUUGCUAACAUUCACAUAAUUGACAAGAUAUAUGCGAUAUCUUCUAUAAAGGGAUAAGGCUGAGCUCUUAAGAGUUCAAUAGUUCAGUUGUUACUAUUGUGUUUUGACCAUUUUAAUGUAACACUGAAGUGUGACUGAUGAACAAAAAAUGUAGAAGAUACAUGUCAGUAUAAUGGUGUGCCUAGUAGGGAUAAGUUAUGUGAAAAAAGAACUUUGGCAUCCCAUUUCAGAAAUAUGUGCCUAAGAUGUCUACGUAAUCACAUAUCCUAAAAGGAAAGAAGUCUCUCCUGUAUACCGCUUAAUGCUUGUUGAAUGUAUUGUGAGUUGUGCCCAAGUAAUGUGAGUAAUACACUGACAGUUUUACUAGUAAGGAAGAGAGACUUACAAUGGCAAAGUACAAUGGAUAAAAAUGUAAAAGACGAUUUUUAAAAGGAUGACAAACUGUGAUGCAAAUUUUAAACAUAAACCUGACAAAGGCUCACAGAAAGUAAAUAGUUUCAUUAAAAUCAAUCAGCAUUUUCCUAUUGAUUUUAGUGGGUGAUGGCACCCAUCGUCUUUAUUAGAAUCAUGGUCCAAGUUGAAACUAUAUUACGCAUGAGAGUGAUGUUAUGCAAGGCUAGAUUUAUUUAAUGUUUGAGAUCUUCCUGGAGUGGAAGCUGCAUAACUGACAGGUAAAUGAACUCUUUCAUUCUAAAAAAGAGAGUUCCCUUUUAGCAAGAAAAUUGACAGUUGCAUUAUCACUGCAAAUGAUUUGUGGAUUUAGUGCAAACAGUAUUUCAACUGACGUAAUUGGACAGAUCAAACAAAAAUAGGAUUACAGUCUAAAAUAAAGCCCAAACUGGAUAGUUUGCAUCCAUCUUAAUUAAGGGAGUGAGACCAGUAAACAGUAUAUAGCCUGGAGUAACCUACUAAAUGAUAUUUCUGCCCAUCAGUAGACACUUAUGAGAAUACCAGUGCUUUGAAGCAAUUGACUGAAUGUGGCAAAAACAAUGUUAAGGUAGAUACAGCAAGUUGCACAAUACAAGACAAAGGUACAAUAUAAGUUGCCUAAUAUUGCAUUAAUAUAGAACAUAACUCUGGGUUCAGAUAAUGAAUUUGAUGAAUCCUUGCAGCCAGUGGAGUGUGUGUAUAUAUAGAAAGAGACUUUAUUAAAAAUGAUAAUUUUCAAGUUCAGGCCCCUAUGGAUUUGGGGUAGUUUUAAAAAAAAAAGCAUCCCAAUGCCAUCCAAGUAUUGAAUCUAUGGAGAUCUUGGCAUGACUAAAAAUCACCAUGUGUAGAAGGUAAAUAGUCCAUCACCCCAACUUGAGUCAAAGAGGCCUGAGGGAGUAAUUGCAUCAAGCCAUAUUUUCAAGUCAAACUGGUGGUUUGGGCUUUGUGAUUAACAUGAGGUUUCCAAAACGCAAUGCAGGUAGCUGAAAUGGCUAUGAAGGGAUAAUUAUCACUUUUUUUAAAAAAAAUGCCAGUUGUCACCGAAUUGAGUAUUAUCAAUCUUUUCUACUGCCAGUGUAUGAUGUGACAUACACUGAAGUUGUGCUAACUGAAGUUAUGCUAAAAAGAGACACCUUUCUUUUAGAUACCUGAAGUUAUGCUAAAAAAAAGUUUACAUGGUGGAAUAAGUUUCCCUUCACAAAAAUAAAUAAAAUAAUGAUUUAACACUAAGAUGGUGUUAAUGCCAAAAUACUUUCAACAACUCUCUCUGGAGUGUCAGGAGUGUCCUGGGUUAUUCAUUAGCUUUAUGAUCGUAUCUGUUGGUGCUAUUGCUACAGCUGGAAAGCACUCAAUAGUGUGAAUCUGAAAUGUGUAUCUGAGUACACUUAUCCAUCACCAAAAUUAGCUUCUUUAAAUUCUAAACCUUGCACUGCAAUGCAAUCUAUGAUGCAAAUAUUUUACUGUGUAUGAUCGCUGGACCUACGAGUUUGUAACUUGUUUUACCCAGUUCUCUUUGCAAAAGAGCUUAGAUGCUUCUGUGGGUGACUUAUGCAUUAAAAGGUAUUUGGGAUGGGAAAGAAACUUAAUAUAACUACUAAUUGUUGUGGAACAAAUUUGUAUUUGUAUUAAACAGAUGCCUCAA